Molecule: messenger RNA, 378 nt
Organism: Adineta ricciae
Lineage: Eukaryota; Metazoa; Rotifera; Eurotatoria; Adinetida; Adinetidae
Source: the annotation of a GenBank genome assembly
AUGGCAAAUCAGAAACAAGGCAGUUUGGAUAUGUUCGAGCAGACACCAACCACCUUUCAACAAGCAAAUGAAUUUAAUCGUAUAAAGAUUGAAGAGACGCAAGAUGUUUCUGUCAUUUGGCUUGACGCUCACAUUCACGGCAGUAAUCCAGAUUAUCAAAAUGCAAUCACACAUCUUCAAUACAUUGUCAAUGAUAUUUAUACAUUCACUGAUAAUGAUGAAUGUAUCGAUUUCAUUCUCACUCUCACCGACACAGAUGUUUGUUUGAUCACGUCAGGAUCAGUUGGACAACGUCUUGUACCUUGUGUACAUGAUAUUUCAAACAUCGAUUCGAUCUUCAUUUUCUGUGAUGACCAAAAUNUGCCAGGCUUGCGAUAA